This is a messenger RNA of Exophiala dermatitidis NIH/UT8656, 3354 nucleotides long. Its product is annotated as esterase/lipase. Lineage: Eukaryota; Fungi; Ascomycota; Eurotiomycetes; Chaetothyriales; Herpotrichiellaceae. The transcript has 2 exons. Gene Ontology annotation, molecular function: hydrolase activity. The record is from RefSeq and is a predicted model, not a curated record. Bases 1 to 3354 code for a protein of 1117 amino acids.
AUGACCAUCUCGACCAUUGGAGUGGGUGCUGCGGUUACGCCUACAGUAUUGAAAACAUACAUCUCCCAUUAUGCGAAUAGACGGCCGCGGCGGCACAAGCCAACCGCUCAUAUAUCCUACGACGAAGGGCUACACUUGAUACGAGCUUUCUUGGAAUAUGCCUCGCACCACACAGUAGAGGACUUGCAGUCGUUCACGGCACAGAAAGUGCCGACACCUUCAUGGGUGAGAACGGAGAAUGUCAACAUACCGAACGAACACAUCUCGAAAGCUGCACAUGCAAUAAUCAGCCAGCUGGGAGAGGCCGGCGUUCAGAAUGUGGGAGGCACUCAGUGGUGGCAGUGGCGGGGCCCGAAAGAGAUGGAAUUGAAGGCGGAAUGGAUUGAAAUGCGCGUACUUUACAAUGAACAGCAGAAAAGAGGGGGCAGAAGCAGGAGAAUCAUACUCUACGUCCAUGGCGGCGCAUACUUUUUUGGGAGUGUCGACGAGCAUCGGUAUCAGAUGCAAAGACAUGCCAGGAAGCUUGAAGCAAGAGUGUUUGCUCCCAGAUACCGGUUGGCUCCGCAGUUCCCGUUCCCUUGCGGGCUGCAAGAUUGUCUGGCGGCAUAUUUGUACCUGUUGAGUCUACACGAGCCGGCCGAGAUCGUUCUGGCAGGAGAUUCGGCGGGCGGCGGUAUGGUGGUGUCGAUCUUGUGUCUGCUUCGCGACCAAGGCAUUCCGUUGCCCGCCGGGGCCAUUCUCAUCUCGCCUUGGGUCGACUUGACUCAUUCGUUUCCCAGCUUGGUUGGGAGCGACGAGCUGGAUUAUAUUCCUCCAAGGGGGUUCAUGCACAAACCGUCCAUGGCGUGGCCUCCUCCCAAUGAUGAGGAACUGAAGGUCAUCAGUGCUCUUGCCCAGGGCAAAGGCGGGCAUAUUGACAUCAAUGAAGCUGCCACCGCAGCAGAGUUACAGUCUGGUUUUUCAGAGCACAAAUUAGAAGAUCUCGCUCCGCCGCGCCACAACAAUGCACAAGAACACCCGGCCGACGGUUCGACAUCGGUUCCUAGCAAGCACGACGGGGCUGUACAUCCAGCAUCACAGCAUUAUUUGUCCGUCGAACUUGAUGGUAAACUGGUCCUCUUGAAGGAUCAAAUCCAGAUGUACACAACCAACCAGCUACUGGCGCAUCCCUUGGUGUCGCCAGUGUUGCAGCCCUCGCUAGGCGGUCUUCCUCCCGUCAUGAUCCUUACUGGUGGUGGCGAAUUGUUGCGUGACGAACAAAUCUACCUUGCGCAUAAAAUGGCCAAUCCGUCCGGGUACCCAUUGGGCGCGGCCUAUCGCUCGAACUACGACCCGGACGAUGUCCUAUUGAAAAAGUAUAGACCAACUCCUGUUCAAUUACAAGUGUGGGAUGAUCUCUGCCAUGUUGCAACGACCUUGUCCUUUACACGACCCGCCAAGUUGAUGUACAGGUCGAUAGCACAGUUUGGUGCCUGGGCCUUGGCGAGGGCUCAAAGACGAGCCAUCGAAAUUAUGGAGGACGACAACAUCUCGAUCAUUUCUUCCGAUUCCGAAGGCGAUGGCGACGAGACAGAAGAAGGCGCCUCCACCGAUCACUUGUCAAAACCAAAGCUGGACCCGACCAAGGUCAACGGCAGUGUCGGUCGGGCCGGGGACCCCUUGCCUCCUUUUGAGGGUAACAUGGUCCGCCAAAGGGUCGACCGGCAUGGAAUGACCUAUCCUCUUGCCCAUGUUCAAGAUCUUCCUGCCCUUCAGUUGCAGCCAGAUGAAGUGGGAGUAGUCAAGCCAGGUCCGGUGCGUAAGUGGCUCGAGGCGAGAAAAAGAUGGGACGCAAAGUACGCGAGUGUGAGCAUUCGUGUCCGUAAAGAGCGGAUCAAAGCCCUUGCUAGUGGAGCAAUAAAGGGGUUUGAGGAAGGCGAGAAGCCGCCGCCGAGUGCCCUUGCGGCCCGACGGACGGACAAGGAUCUUCUCCCCCGCAGACAGAAGGGGAAAUCCUUUGGGCUGGCCAUGUGGAGCGGCUGGGGAAGUAAACAUGAUGAAAGUACAUUGAAAAGAGAGGAAGAGGCAGUGAGAGUGGAAAAGACGGAAGAGAAAGAGAGGACAGCGGAUGUUGUUGACGAGAGCAGCGAACCGCAAUCGCUGGCCCAUGAUGGUGGAACGGGGGUAUAUGCACAGAUCACAACCUCUCACGAUUCGGACCACCUCGGCGCACUCCAAAGGCAUGAUACAAUGACUAGGCUUUCUAGCCGGACACGGAGUCAGAGCAGAAAACGGCGUGGGAGCAGCGGACCACACCACGCCCCAGGCAGAAGACGAACCGUAUCUGUGACUGACACGGGUCAGACAGAGGGCAGAGAUAGCGGUGGUGCUGCGAUGGGAAGCCCUACAUUGAGCACAACCAACGAGGUGAUAAACAUGGCAGCACCAGACACAAUAUCAGCAAAGCCGCCCCUUAUUUCGUCAUCGUCAAGGGCAGCAGUGCAGGAUCAGGACCAACAUCAACAACAUCAAGGACCAUCUACUACUACGGCUACAACUGCCUCUGACGACCGUGACCGUGAUCUGGCAUCGACAUUACUUUCGGCAGGCUUCCUUCCCAGGUUCAAAGCUGCAGCCCAUCUCCGUGAUGACUCGGCCGGUACUGGUACUGGUACAUUCUCAGACACGGCAAGUAACAUGACCGGUCACAGCGGACGCAGCGGGCUUGUUGCCGCCGCCGCAGACGAUGCAAGCACGCGAGCGGUGUUUGCCGCUCAUGGCGUGUCCAAGGACGUGGAAGACGUGUCGCGGGCCGAAAGCGAAGGUGAAGGCAGCGAUAGCAGGCUUCCUGAAGGCAUCGAUGAUGUCGCGUUGGACCAUCCCCAAGUCACAACUUAUUCAACUUCGAAUGACGGUGGUGGUCAACUUGUGGAGAAGAAAGACAAAACAAGAUCGUCGAGUCAACAACAUGCUGAUGCCAAUAUCGACCAUGCUGCUGCUAAUAUCGAUCAUGCUGAUGCUGAUGCUGUCAUGAUGGGCUCCGACACCCCACGCAGCCAACGCAGUCUUGACCGUCUCUACAGCCACCAGCAGGACGAAGGGAUGAUGGGCCACAUGGAGCAUUUGCGGAGCCCUAGCUCGAUUGCUGUGGUGAGAGCGGAAGGAGUCGUUGGCGUCGUUGAUGAUCAUCUUGACGAUGACGAGGGUAACGAUGAUCGCGAUCAUAAUAUUCACCCUGACUCCACGGUGGUUGUGGACGAUGAGAAGAGUGGGUAUGAGGAAAGGAAAGGACCGACAUCGACAUCGAGACCGAAACUGUACGAUCGGGCGGAAACGACGUUUCAGACUGCUGUUGAACGACUUGAUACUACUUAG